AUGUCUGGACGCGGUAAAACUGGAGGCAAAGGGCGCGCCAAGGCCCAGACUGGCUCCUCCAGAGCCGGGCUCCACUUCCCUGUUGGCCAUAUCCACCGCCUGCUGCGCAAGGGCCACUAUGCCGAGCGGGUCAGGGCCAGAGCCCCCGUCUACCUGGCCGCUGUCCUCGAGUACCUGACAGUCAAGAUCCUCGAGCUGACCGUUAACGCGGCCCGGGACAAGAAGACCCGCAUCAUCCCACGCCACCUGCAGCUUGCCAUCCGCAACGACGAGGAGCUCAAUAAGUUGCUGGGAGGGGUCAAAAUUGCCCAGGGUGCGGUUCUGCCCAACAUCCAGGCUGCGCUGCUGCCCAAGAAACCGGACACCCCAGCAAGGUUUAAACCUGAAGGGGCGAGACCAGAAAACCAUAAUUGCAAGUUGUUCUCAGGUCUGUAG
Messenger RNA from Carcharodon carcharias (great white shark), 435 nucleotides. RefSeq names its product histone H2A-like. Bases 1 to 435 code for a protein of 144 amino acids. Gene Ontology annotation, molecular function: DNA binding; structural constituent of chromatin; protein heterodimerization activity. Gene Ontology annotation, cellular component: nucleosome. The record is from RefSeq and is a predicted model, not a curated record. Gene Ontology annotation, biological process: DNA damage response. Lineage: Eukaryota; Metazoa; Chordata; Chondrichthyes; Lamniformes; Lamnidae. The transcript has a single exon.